Helianthus annuus (common sunflower) is the source of this 1886-nucleotide messenger RNA. RefSeq names its product probable polyamine oxidase 5. Gene Ontology annotation, molecular function: polyamine oxidase activity. The transcript has a single exon. Bases 255 to 1817 code for a protein of 520 amino acids. The record is from RefSeq and is a predicted model, not a curated record. Lineage: Eukaryota; Viridiplantae; Streptophyta; Magnoliopsida; Asterales; Asteraceae.
CCCCCCCCCUCUUUCUUGCUUCUUUUUCACUCAACUCUUUUGUAUCUUCAUACUUCAUGUUCAUAAUGUCCUAAGCUCAAACCCACAAUCUUUUCUACCAAAAAAACAAAAAAAAAAAAAAAAUCAAUCUUUCUUUCUUAAAAAAACUACAGUCUUUACCUAAGCUCACACCCACAAUCUUUCAAUCCAAAAAAGCAAAAAAAGUUUCAAUCUUUCUUGAAAAGCUACAGUCUUUACAAGUAUUUAGAGUGAAAAUGGUUAUAAAGAAACCAAGAAUAGUGAUAAUAGGGGCAGGUAUGUCAGGGCUAACAGCUGCAAACAAGUUAUACAAAUCUGGUGUCAAAAAAGGAGCUUUUGAGCUUUGUGUUGUUGAAGGUGGUAACAGAAUUGGAGGGAGGAUCAACACCUCAGAGUUUAGUGGUGACAGAAUUGAGAUGGGUGCCACGUGGAUCCACGGGAUUGGAGGAAGCCCAGUUUACAAGAUUGCUCAAGAAAUCAAAUCUUUGGAAUCAGAACAACCAUGGGAAGGCAUGGAUGGGUUUCUUGAUGAUCCAAUCACCAUUGCUGAAAAUGGGUAUGUGUUAGAUUCAUCUCUUGUUGACCCAAUUUCAAAUCUUUUUAACAAUUUGAUGGCUUUUGCUCAAGGGAAUGGGAAUGGGAAUGGGAAUGGGAAUGGGAAUGGGAGUUCAAGUGUUGGGUGUUUUUUAAAAAAGGGUCUUGAAUCUUACUGGAAAGUGGAAUCAAGGAAAGAAAAAGAAGGGGUGUUUGGAUGUGGGGAUAUGAAUAAGAAGCGGUUAGAAGAGGCGAUUUUCGCGAUGUACGAAAACACUCAAAGGACUUACACAGCUGCUAAUGAUUUGGAUAAUCUUGAUUACUUAGCAGAAAGUAAGUAUGUUAUGUACCCAGGUGAGGAAAUCACCAUUGCUAAAGGGUAUUCAAGUGUUAUAGAAUCAUUAGCAUCUGUUUUACCACAUGGGGUCAUUCAGUUAAACAAGAAAGUGAAUGUUAUUGAGUGGGAGAAUGAAUGUGUAAAGGGUAAAAUGGGAAAUAAAGCAGUGAAGAUUCACUUUCUUGAUGGUACAAGCAUGUCAGCAGAUCAUGUUGUUGUCACAGUUUCUUUAGGAGUUCUUAAAGCCGGAAUCUUUAACGAAAACGACGAUUUGGGUAUGUUUAAAUUCAAUCCACCGCUUCCGGAUUACAAGAUUGAAGCGAUUUCAAGACUCGGGUAUGGUGUCGUUAAUAAGCUUUUUUUGAAACUAAGUCCUGAGUUUAAUCUUGGUGUUGACCGGUUUCCGUUUCUACAAAUGGUAUUCCAUAAAUCCGAUAAUCCCGUUAAGAACGUGAAAAUUCCAUGGUGGAUUAGGAGGACGGCAUCUUUGUCACCGAUUUAUAAAGAAUCGAACGUGUUACUGUCGUGGUUUGCAGGUGAAGAAGCGCUUAAGUUAGAAUCACUUCCGGAUGAAGUGAUUCUUGAUGAGGUUUCUACAACCAUUUCUAGCUUCUUUUCUCAUGAAAGAAGUGAUGGGAAUGUUUUAUUUGACAAGGUUUUGAAAAGUCAAUGGGGGAGUGAUCCAUUGUUUAUGGGGUCAUAUAGUUAUAUUGCAACCGGGUCAAGUAUUGCGGAUAUGGAUAUAGUGGCCGAGCCAUUGCCAAACACAAAGGUUUUCGAGUCAACGGGUGAUUCACCGCCACUUCAAAUUCUAUUUGCAGGAGAAGCCACACAUAAAACUCAUUACUCGACAACUCAUGGCGCUUAUUUGAGUGGUAUUAGAGAAGCCAAUAGACUUCUUCAACACUAUCAUUGUAUUGAUGUAUGAGAGUACGCUUGUUUGGAUUGUUAGAUUCACCAGUUUUUUUUUUUUUUUUUUAUUAUUUAAUUUUGAACA